Molecule: messenger RNA, 1258 nt
Organism: Bicyclus anynana (squinting bush brown)
Lineage: Eukaryota; Metazoa; Arthropoda; Insecta; Lepidoptera; Nymphalidae
Exons: 9
Coding region: 50-310 (86 amino acids)
Source: RefSeq, a predicted model, not a curated record
GUUAAAUCACGGUCGUAUUUUGACAUUCACGUUUGUGCCUUUCAACAUCAUGAAAUUUGCGAUUGUUCUUUUCGCUCUUGUGGCGAUGGUGGCUUCACAAGGAGUUAACGUUGUGGACAACACGAAUGGAGUUCACGUAGUGGAUAACAAUGAUGGGGGCAAUCCAUUCCCGAACAACCCAGAUGGCUUCGUCAUCGAUGAAGGUUUCUACCGUCCUUCUAACCCAAGCGGCAACAAUGACAAUUCUGGUCUCUACAUUCCGAAUUACCCGAAAUAUGACGAUCCCUACUACCGUGGAGGCAAGAAGUGAUUUUAAUAAUAAUAUAAUAUGACAAUCUUAUUGUUAUUGUAAAAUGUAUAUAUAGUUUUGUGUUAUAAAAAUAAAAUGUAUGAAAUUCAAAACUUAUCUCUAUUUCCGAUACGAUUCCGAUCGACCACCAACCGAUUAAUGUUGUAAUAGGUAUAUUUGUAUAAGGUUCUUACAGAGCGAAAAAAUCACAUUAAAUGCAGAAACUUUUCAUUUUGUAAUCAAAUUAAGUAUACCCACAGUGCAUACUUUAGUUAUACACCCUGUACACGCCUCUGUGUUAUCAAUUGUUUAUAAAAAUCUGACACGAUCUUGAUAACAUAUCAUUAGAUUUCAGAGAUUUUGAUAAAAUACGGUUUUUCAUAUCAGAGCAAAUCAAAAGAGUUCGCGAUAUGCUUUCACUAUUAUUCUUAGGGUUCCGUAUCUCUAAAGGUAAAAAAUGGAACCUUUUGUAGGGUAACUUUGUUUUCCGUCUUUUUUCAACCAACUUCAAAAAAGGCGGAGGUUCUCAAUUCAAAGCGUAUGUUUUUUUUUAAUGUUUGUUACCUCAUGACAUCCUCAUUUAUUAACCAAUUUUUUUUUGUAUACUUCCAGUUUAGUCCCAUUUUAUUUUCAUGAAAAUUUGUUCCGUAAUUUUGUAUUUAAAUCAAAAUAAUUGAAAUACGUCUUUGAAGUCGGUUCCGUUUUUAUAUUAAAAAGAUUAUUUUACAUUAUAUAUUGAAUCAUGCUUGACAGUAAGCGAUGAUGCAGCCUGUAGUGGAUCUCUCUUGCUUAGAAGAUGCCUAUACACUAUUGACUUGACCCAUGUUAUAGAUAGCAGGGAAAACGGAAGCUGGCAAGGCAUUCUAUAACUUCGCAGCCUGUCUAUUAAGACCCUUUAUCUUGGGAAAGCAUUAGGUAUCGAGUUGAAGUUAAGUCUAAAUACUCGGUCUUUUGAACCUGCGAAAAUCA